CGUCUUCUUCAGUUACGUAAACAAACCAUCAAUGGCGAUGGAGUCGUCCCCGAGCUCUGUUCGGAAAGUUGUUGUUCAUCUAAGAGCUACUGGAGGUGCUCCUAUACUUAAACAAUCUAAGUUCAAGAUUCCGGGGACUGAUAAAUUUGCUAAAGUGAUUGACUUUCUAAGAAGACAGCUUCAUUCUGACUCAUUGUUUGUCUAUGUGAAUAGUGCUUUCUCGCCAAACCCUGAUGAAUCAGUCAUUGAUCUUUAUAAUAACUUUGGAUUUGAUGGUAAACUGGUGGUUAACUAUGCUUGUUCCAUGGCAUGGGGCUAAUUAAAACUGAAGACUACGGAAUUCUCAAACUGUGUAAGCACAUUCUUUUUUCUGUUAUUCUCUUUCUUCUCUGGUUAAGAUAAUCUACAAAACUUUGAUGUGAUGUGUUCUCUCCCAUUGAACUUCAACUUAGCUUUCUGGUUUCUUCAAUUGUUUAAGUUUAAACAAUAUCCAAGUCAUAACUGAUGAUGAGUGAAAGGACAUGGUAUAUGAGCAUCAUCAUUAAGUCGAUUAUAUAUCUUGAGCUUUAUUGUUUCAGGGUCGCGCUAGAUACUCGCUUUGUUGGAAAAAUGACACUUUCAGAUGAAAGUUGAUGUGCAUAAUCAAGCAAUGGAAAUGAU
Molecule: messenger RNA, 660 nt
Organism: Arabidopsis arenosa
Lineage: Eukaryota; Viridiplantae; Streptophyta; Magnoliopsida; Brassicales; Brassicaceae
Source: the annotation of a GenBank genome assembly